AGUACAGUAUAGGUUAUGGUGCAACAUGCUUGGAGUUGGAGUUUUGUGUCACCUGCAGAGCCAUAGGCUGUAUCUGGGCAUGCUUGGCACUGUAGUUAGUAACUGCAACUCCCCGCAUUCCUUGAAACAGCCUAUGACUCUUUUUUGUGGAAUACAUGAUGCAGCCCAGCCUCACCCAGCCUCUACCUCCAGUUGAGACCCGAUUUACACCCUCUCAGACUCGUAUUUACACCCUCUGAUCCUAGCUGUCACAUCCCAUUUUGCAAUGCAGUUCCCACCCAUUUGGUGAAAGUACAGAUAGUCAACCAAAUGAAGAAGUGUAGCAAGAAAGUAAAAACACUAUUGGAAUAAAGGUACCAAGGCUAUAAAGUGAUAGAAAAAGCGAUUUUUUUCAGUUUUAUGUAAAUAAGGCUUUGUAUACAAUAAAUCAGAUGUACUGAUCUUGUCUAAUACUUAUUGGAGCCAUAUACAUCCGAUAGCUGUCAACCAGCUUUACCUUGUAUCACUAAACCCUUUGCCUCUAAGCCACACCCCUAUUGAUUGCUAAAAUGUAGUCGCAAAGCUUGGUGAUACAAGCAAAGCAAAGUUUUUUAUGGAGGCCAUGUGAUUGGCCAUUGGCUCCAGAAAGUCACAUGGAGCUUACCAGAGAUGAAUUUCCAUGUUUCCUUCCUAGAGCCACUGCCACUUAGUUAUAAUGGAUAAUGAAGGUCAAAGUGGUCACCAAUCUCACCAACCUCUUUAAAUAGUGUAAUUUGGUGCUCAAAGCAUAGAUAUCUGUUAUUCUACAUAUUAUGGAUAAAUGUUGCUCAAAAGCAAAACUUCCCUUUAAAUAGUUUACACAAAAUGUCUUAUAUUGUCUUAUAUUGAGAUGGUAAGCUUCCUAAUGCAUAGGUAUUGAUAGGAAAUUAUGAAUUUCUAUAUACUGUUUCAGACUGCUGUAUAUUGAGAUGUCUUGCCAAUACCGUACAAGUGUAUUACAAUGCAAUAGUGUUCCUUGUUACAGAUAAAGAAUACAAAGCGUUCAGGCAUUGUCUAUGGCCUCCUAUAAUUACAGAGGGCAUUUAAGAACCUUGACUUUCUGCCAAUUAGAACAGACAAAUGCUUAGUUUUAUCCCCACCAACCUGUCUGCCUAUGCUCAGUGAUAUCAGAACUGGGAGGCCGAUUACCAUCCGGAGCACAAAGCCAUCCAUCAGCCACUCAUCAGUACCGUCUCUAUCGAGCGUGUAAUAUGAAUGUUGGCUACAGCCUCUCCAAGCAUUGAGAGUUCCCAAGAUAAGAUAUUUCAUAGGUCUCAGUUUCUUCUACACAUGAGGAAUGACACUAAACAGAGAUCGCUAAUACAGAUACUGUAAAAAAAAGAAAGUUAUAUUGCGCAGCUAUAUUUCCCGCCUAGUCAGAGUGCUCACCCCCAGCAGACAUUAGCAUAUUCAUUACGGAGGCAGGUCGGAUGGGCAAUAUGGAGCGGGCAAACCCACCUUCAUUGCGCAAUAAAACUAGAAGAAAGAAGACACAUAACUCUACAAAUACUGGACAGAUUGAUGAAACAAAGACAACAGUGAAGAUGCUUCAAAAUGCAUAGGGUGGACAUCGCGCUACCACUACCUCGUCCACCUCUUUGAAGCAUCCUCAGGGGAAGAAUUAUAGAGAUACAAAUACUAAUCCGGUCUUGUAUGUUAGACCGAUAGUACAACAAGAUACAACAAAAAUCCUGUUUCCGAAUGCGCAUGUUACACUGAAGAUGCCCCUUGGCUUGUAAUGAGCCAAAGCCUGGAGACAUGAACCUCUAUGUGACAUAGAAAGAAUUAUUUUUCCUCUUACGUUGGAACUCUGGUAGUGAUCAAUGGAUAUGGCUAAACAACUACUCUUUCUGUGGAUCGUGUUGAUGGUGUUACCACCGAAUAGUCAAGAGAGCAAAGUAUUAGAACGGAGCAAUUUUGAAAAGAUUCUUUCUAUCUGGAAGUUGAAAUUGAGGCCUCCUCCUUCCAUUGUAUCUAACCUGAAGACAAAAUUAAAUUCUGUGGAUAUACAAACUUUACUGGAUAAAAUGGCACUUAGGUUUGAGUCACUGUGGACUACACCAGAACAAGCUCCAUUGUUCAUUAAUUCUCCAAAAUACAAAGUCAAACAAAAUCGUCUCUCUCAAUUUUUAUAUAAUAUUUCAACAUAUCUGCAGAAUCAGGAACUUCAUGAACAAGAGGCUGAAAGUUGGGACGGGCUAGUAAAUCAGUUUCUCCAGGUUCCAGCCGAGAGGUCUUCAGCACUUCCCAUUAUUAAGCUUCAGGAUUUUCUUGUCUCAUUGAGAGGAAGCCAAAACUGGAGCUUUCUCCUAAGAUUCAUACAGAACAUUUUCAGAUCGAUUAGCAGCAGGCAGAACACUGUUCAGCUUUUAGGCCAAAACUGGGAGAUGCUCAGCGGGCUGCUGGAUACCUUGUUUCAAGCAUUCCUAAGUGGUACCUUAACUCAGUCCAGCACAACACUUCAAGGGGUUUUAUGUUCCAUUAUGGGUCAGCGGAACUGUGGUAUUCUACCUGAGUUUAUGAGACUACUGUUACCAUUUGAGGCCAAUAACUGGAGGCCAGUAGUGAAUGUACAGACUGGGAGUUCUGUUAGACCACAUGGAAAUUAUUUUAGGCCUUUUAGCUUGUUGUCUGAAUCCUUAAGAGACAAAAAUUCCAACUCCAGUAGACCGAGUCCUGGAUCAGCACAAGAAGAAGUACAAAAUGUCCUGGAAAUAUUAUAUCGUUCUAGAGAAAAGGAAAAGGGAACCAAAGUUUCUGACUCAGACAGUACUACAGAGGAUGCUGUUUGGGGAGUAUUAGAAGACCUGCGCUACAGUCUCAUGAAAAAGAUGGAGAGGUCUGUAUAUGACAACUUGAAUAGGAAGGUUUCCCGCAUGGCAGGAACAUUGAUGCAUAGGGUGUCCUCAGUAAUUGGAAUACCUCACGCUGAUCAGGAUGGAAGAUGCUCAGUAGGAAACCUACAACAGUUACUUUUGUGGGGCAUAAAACACAAUAUUACUUGGAAUACCCAAACCCUUGGAUUUACAUCAACAAGUUUCCCAUCAACUCCUCCGAUCCUGACAUGUAGCAAGCCUGCUGUGAAAAUAAUGGAGGCAACUCAUAAUAUUACAAAGAGGUCCUCAACUGAUUUUUGGGAAGAGCCCCAGCCUUAUACUGAAGUAUUAGAGGCUGUAUGCAAUGACACAAUCCCAGGCCUGCCCGGUAUCUCCAACUUCACAGUUUUUCUGUAUUGUCAUGUGUAUAAUGCCACAGGAUACUCAGUAGACACAUCAUACAAUCUACAGGCCGCCUGCUCAGAUGCAGCUUGGUACUUAUCAUCCAUGGAAGAAGACUCUUUUUGGGUAUGGGUGUGCAGGGAAUAUUUCCCUCUUGAAUUUAAUAUUACUGUUUGCAAAAACUCAUCAUUUCAGAUGCACAACCAGGAAUCAAGAUUAAUGACCGAUCUAUGCACCAAUGUUUCCAAUACCUCUGAGGCCACCAGGGAACUGAGGAACAACAUCCGGUGUUCAGAUAUGUGGCAAGGAAUUUCCAUGAACCCCAAGGCUUUGAAAACAUGUCUGUUUGAUAACAAAACGAUCAUGAUGGAGAAGCUAUGUAGUAAUGAUUCAUUGUCCGGCAUGUCGGAAGACAGUAGGACGUGGCUGUCCAGACUUUGUAAUAGACAGACAGUAAAAACUUAUAUAACUAGCUCCACAUGCAAUUACAAGACAUGGGAAAGCAAAACUUUCAGCAAUGCUACUUUGGUGGAAGAAUGUAAGGGGGUAAAUAUUCAAGAUUUUAUAGAUCUUGUGUGCAGAAACGCUUCUCUGUAUUUUGCCCUGAAAUCGGUUCAUCCCUGGAUUGUGGAUCAGUGUUGGAAAAACACUUCAUUACAUGGCAGAUGUUUCCUUCAGAGACUUGCAGAUGUUCUUCCAUUGUCAUCGAGCUUUGAUUCCUCACAACUAUGCAGAAAUCCUAUAUCUUACAUAAUAGGCCUGGUUUCUCAGCUCUCCCAGUGUGACAGUGAAUCCUAUGGCUGGGCUGUAAAUGUGCAGUAUCUUCUGAAGGUGCUGGAUUUUCUCUUCUCUCUCUCAGACUCUGAUCAGAUAGGUAAGGAAACAAGGGAUAGACUAGGAGAGGCCAUUCUCCUCUCUAGCCUCCUGGAUAAUACCUCUUUCUGGACUUCUUUCAAGAUGAAUUCUUCAAUAAGCAUCCUGCACACUGUUGAAUUGUAUCUAGAAAAAGAAAGCAGUGAAUCAGACAAGGAGGAUCUCCUUAGCUGUUUUAGUCCUGUGCUAUGGGACCUCAUCCAGAAGGAGGAAAAUGCUAAUGCUUUUGAAAUUCUACUCCAGGAAUAUCUGCAAAUGCCAAGGGAAGGUUUCCAGAAGGUGCUGUUAUCGGCAGAAAAUAAUGCAGUUGAACGCUUUAUUUCACUGAUGCAUCGAUCAUGGCCAAAAAUUCAGAAGACUAGUCCUGAUGAAAAGGGGUUGGAGACCUUAACUUCAAUGUUUAUUCAGAAAUUUCCACUCUUAACGCCUCAGAUCUUUGUGGACCUUUCCCAGUUCAUUCCUUUCAUGUCCAUAUCUGACAUUGUGAGCUUUCCGAUAACUCUUUUGGCCAACCAGAGCGUAUUAGAUGCAAUAAAAAUCCACAGUCAAGAAAUGAAGGUUACUCAGAAGCGUGCUUUUGCUAAACAUUUCCUACAAGCUGACAUUUUUGGUGAAGUCCCAUCGUGGCCACCGCACUUUCUGAGGUCUAUUCAACCGCUUCUUCCAUUCCUGCCAUAUUGCCACUUUGUGCAGCUCAGCUCUGAUCAGAUUAAAUUGCUGGCAGAUGGCUGGAAAGAUGGGAACGUGGGGAUGAUACAAGGCCGGUAUGUGGCACAAAGCCUUAUGAACAUCAGCAAAGAUGUAGACAAAGUACAGAGGCUUGGUCAUCUUAUUUGUUACUUGACAUAUGAAGAUCUACAACAGUUUCAGCCCUUUCAUUACCCACUAGGAACAGUGGAGAAGAGGCUGCUUGAAUGUGUGUCACUGAGAACACUGUCCCACCGUGGAAGACUGGCUUACUCCUUAGUAAGUUUACUGAAAAGGACUAAUUUACAGACGCUGGACAUUGAUGAGAUGACUGGAUGGAAAAGUUUGCUUCCAGAAAUGGGGGUCACAUUUUUCCAGUCUCUUCAAACAAAUUUUGUUACGUCUCUACUUCCUCAACUGCAAGCAUCAGAUCUUUCUGCUGCCCAGGCAUUGUCAAUACUCACUAACAUUACCUCAAAAUUAAAUGUUGCAGAGCAGGUGCUUUGUGAACUGCACCCCUUGCUUCCGGUUCUCAGCCCAGAGCACUUGCGCUCUCUUUCCACCUCUCUUUUGGCCAGAGUUUGCCAGUGUCUACGUCCUUCCCUGCCUCUAUUGACGGCUGCUCAGAAAGCGGCUUUAAUGCAGUCAUUAAGGAAACAUAUCCAAGAUGUUGAACUCUGGCCUGAGCAGUUCUCCUGUCUUCUUCCCUUUGCACCAUUGAAACUGUUGCAUUUGGACACACAAAUACUACUUCGGAACAUGAGCUUGUAUGGAGAAGUUGCCUGGAUGCCACAGCAGACUCAGUUUCUUUGGAGAAAGAUUCAAGCCGGUGCAAAUCUGACCAAGAAUACAAUCCUCAGCCUUGGAACUCUGGCUAAUGGGAUUGAAUGUGACAGUCUGCAACAACUAAACACCCUGUCGGAAAUCAGAGAUGUGGUUAAGUAUCUCCAAGGGAUUCCUAGUGGUCUGCGAAAAAGUCUUAGGAAGUGCAUCUUAGAGGAAAUUCAAAAGCGUCCUGAGCUUUCCUGGGAAGAUACAGGCUGGAUGGGACCAGAAUUUAUCACUGAUCUCCCAGUGAAGCUAAUUGAUAGACUUUCUAAUGAAUCGGUGAAGCUAUUCCUGGAACAUGCUCAUAAGUACCCAAAAAGUUUCAUGGAACUAUCCUCUCAUAAGAAGUCUAUUCUAGCACAGAGAGCUCUUCAUAUCUUGCAAAUCCCAAUAUAUGGAGAAAUAACUGCACAAGACCUGGAUCUCUUGGGACCGUUGGUUGGAUUUAUUGGAGAAGAAGACAUUUCUCGCAUCAAUAGGAAACAUUUACUAUUCCACUUGGAAGAGCUUAAGUCAUACUGUCUGUCUGAGGAAUUUAGUGGAAACCUUGGAAAGAUAUUAACCGAAGAUGAAUUGUUGGGGCAUCCAACAUAUUGGACACAUAUCCAUAUACAACAACUGGGAAGAUUAAUCUUCUACUUAACACCAGAAAACAUUCAUUUUGUAUCCAAGGAUGUGUUGGGACGAGAUACUUUGGAAUGGCUACUGGAGAGUCAAAGAGAAUGGGAAGACAGUGAGAUCGGGAAGAUCUGUACAACACAAAGCUCUCUUGUUCAGGAGCAGAUAAGGAGGAACAAGAUGUCCUUGGUCUCUUCUCUUACGAGGAGUGGUUUUAGAGGCAUUCGAGAGCCUAUUCCCAAAUGUAUGGACAUGAGGGUAACCUUCCCAUCGGCUUGGAGCCCCUCUCAGAUUAGUGGCAUGCUUUUGUCAGAAUUCGAAGGCUGUUUGGUGAUUAUCACACAAGAUUUGAGUUUUUCUACUGAUCAAGCAAAAGCUGCUCUAGCAAAAGCAAAGCAGGUGUAUGGUCCAGUUAAGACAAUGAGUCCGGCACAGAUUCUUCAGCUUGGUCACCUUGUUACCUACAUGACUGAGAGAGACCUGAAUGACAUCAAUAUAUCAGACUGGGGGCUUGUCUCUUUUCUGGGCAGGAUGGAAAACUGGACCUGGAAACAGAUGAAAACAUUGGCAUUCAGUGCUCUGCGUCAGAACAAGAAAGGUUCAUCAGACCUGGAUCUUAUGGAGCUGACAGCCCUUGGACAUCUACUCUGUGGCCUUGGAGUAGACGAGUUAAAGAAAAUAAAUUCACAAGAGUUCAGCCAGGCAUCUGUCUUUGUGGGUACCCUAAAACUGAAGUGUACUGAGGCUCAAAUGGAGACUUUGGCAGAGCACUUAACAUACAAUUCAGCAUUUGGAUUAGUUAGCAGAUGGGGUCCUGAGAUCUUCACUGAGGUUGGAACUCUUGCAGCUGGCCUUCCAGACAUUGUCCUGUCAUCUCUGAUAAGAGAUCAAAUUCAAGGAUUAACACCUGAUGCAAUAUCUCUUAUUUCAGCACCCAAGUUUGCCGUUGUGUUCAGUCCAGCUCAGCUCUCCUGCUUUACCAGUGACCAGGCCACUGCAGUCACCCCACAACAAUAUGAACAUCUCAGCUAUCAACAGCGGCAAGCCAUCUCCAGUGCACAGUAUGACGGGGAUAUUCAUCAAGAUCUGCGAGGAGAAAACAGUGUGAGAUCUCUUGCUGCCUGGCAUCCUGUUCUUUAUAUCAUGGUGCUUCUUUUAUUGCUUCACUGAUCUAUAGUGUCACAGCCUAGUUGGUUGGCACUUUGGGAGAUGUUUUUGUAAAAUAUUGCUAAUAUGUCCCACAUGGAUUUUUAAUAAAAUUCUACUAGUAAUGAGAGAUCAGAAUUGUUACUUUGCGGUAUAUUCUCAAAUGAAUGGGUUCUGUGAAAACAGUACAUAUCGGAAUACAAGAUGGUAGCCAUAUUUGUGAGUGCAUAGUGUGUGGCAGGGGUCAGUGCUUUUAGUCAGCACCUGUCAAGGUAAUUCCAAUAGUUCUUCUAAGCAUUGCUAAAAUUAAUAAUGGCAAUGCUACAGAGGUAUCACCAGGUAAUUCAGACAUACAGUGCCUUGCAGAACUAUUCACCCCCCUCAAACUUUUCUACAUUUUGUUAUGGUAUAACCACAGAUUAAAAUGCG
This is a messenger RNA of Hyla sarda, 7817 nucleotides long. RefSeq names its product stereocilin (gene STRC). Bases 1842 to 7412 code for a protein of 1856 amino acids. Gene Ontology annotation, cellular component: cell surface; stereocilium tip; kinocilium. The transcript has 32 exons. Lineage: Eukaryota; Metazoa; Chordata; Amphibia; Anura; Hylidae. The record is from RefSeq and is a predicted model, not a curated record. Gene Ontology annotation, biological process: cell-matrix adhesion.